AUGGCCACAGCUCAACGAUGGCGAACAGCUGCCUCAAUGUACGAAGAUCUUCUCCGGCUUAACGGGUUGUCUACAGACGAUACAAGGCUCAUUCGACACUCGAUAGAGAGCCAAAAGUAUUGGGAGAAGGAAAAAGACGUUCUCAGCAGCAAGUUGCCCUUCGAGAACACGAAAUGCACGAGCGGCCUCGUGCAAGGAGGAAGGAUAUGCAGCCGCAACGUCGGGAGCGAGUACGACGACGCCUUCGGGCAAUAG
This is a messenger RNA of Metarhizium robertsii ARSEF 23, 255 nucleotides long. RefSeq names its product Histone H4. The transcript has a single exon. The record is from RefSeq and is a predicted model, not a curated record. Bases 1 to 255 code for a protein of 84 amino acids. NCBI's taxonomy places the organism in Eukaryota, Fungi, Ascomycota, Sordariomycetes, Hypocreales, Clavicipitaceae.